AUGGAUGAAGAAUACGACGUUAUUGUGCUAGGAACUGGGUUGACUGAAUGUGUUCUUUCUGGUUUGUUAUCAGUUGAAGGUAAAAAAGUGUUACAUAUUGAUCGUCAAGAUUAUUAUGGAGGUGAAUCUGCUUCAUUGAACCUUCAACAACUUUAUGAAAAAUUUAAACCAGGUAAAACCCCUGAUGAAUCCUUAGGCCGUUCAAGAGAUUGGUGUAUUGAUUUAAUUCCAAAAUUUUUAAUGGCCAAUGGUGAAUUAACAAACAUUUUGGUUCAUACAAAUGUUACAAGAUAUGUUGAAUUCAAACAAAUUGAUGGUUCUAAUGUUUAUCGUUAUAAUAAAAUUUCAAAAGUUCCAGCAACUGAAUAUGAAGCUAUAAGUUCAUCAUUAAUUGGAUUAUUUGAAAAAAGAAGAUUGAAAAAUUUCUUACAAUGGGUUGCACAAUAUAAAGAAGAUGAACCUUCCACUCAUAAAGGUUUAAACUUAGAUGUUGAUAGUACUGAUACUGUUUAUAAUAAAUUUGGAUUGGAAGAAGGUACCAAGAAUUUCAUUGGACAUGCAAUGGCACUUUAUGAUAAUGAUUCAUAUUUGAAUGAACCUGCACGUCCAGCGGUUGAAAGAAUUAUUUUAUAUGUUCAAUCAGUGGCAAGAUUUGGUAAAUCUCCUUAUUUAUAUCCAUUAUAUGGAUUAGGUGAAUUACCUCAAGGUUUUAGUAGAUUAAGUGCAAUUUAUGGAGGUACAUUUAUGUUGGGUACACCUAUAAAAGAAGUCUUAUAUGAUGAUGAUGGUAAAGUUGAAGGUGUUAAAGUUGAAUUAGAUGGUGAAUUACAAACUGCAAAAUCUAAAGUUAUAAUUGCAGAUCCAACUUAUUUCCCUGAUAAAGUUAAAAAAAAUGAGAAAUUAAUUAGAACAAUUUCAAUUUUAGAUCAAUCACCUUUGAAAAGUGGUGAAAAUUCAGGUCAAAUCAUUAUUACUGGUAAAGAAGCUAAUAGAAAUAAUGAUAUUUAUAUUGCAUUAAUUGGAUCAGAGCAUAAAGUUGCCCCACCAGGUAAAAAUGUUGCAAUUGUUUCCACAAUCAUUGAAGGUGAUCAACCACCUCAUUUACAAAUCCAAUCAGCUUUCAAAUUAUUAAAUAUUAAAAAUUUUGAAUAUACUUUUAUGGGUAUUUCUGAAAUUUUUGAACCAAUUCAAGAUGGUUCAAAAGAUGGAGUUUUCAUUUCAAAAUCUUAUGAUGCAACAUCACAUUUUGAAAGUGUUACAGAAGAUGUUAAAGAUAUUUAUUUUAGAGUUACUGGUAAACCUUUAAAAUUGACAAAAUUGGAUGAAGGUGAAUUUAAUGCUACUGCAUAGGGUAUGAUAAUUACAUGUUUUUUCAUUUAAUAUUGAAAUAGAUUGAAUAGUUUCAAAAUAAUUUUUGUAGCAU
Messenger RNA from Hansenula anomala, 1423 nucleotides. It is a transcript of the gene GDI1, whose product is annotated as Gdi1p. Gene Ontology annotation, cellular component: cytoplasm. The transcript has 5 exons. NCBI's taxonomy places the organism in Eukaryota, Fungi, Ascomycota, Saccharomycetes, Phaffomycetales, Wickerhamomycetaceae. Gene Ontology annotation, biological process: vesicle-mediated transport; protein transport; small GTPase-mediated signal transduction. The record is from RefSeq and is a predicted model, not a curated record. The coding region runs from base 1 to 1350 and encodes 449 amino acids. Gene Ontology annotation, molecular function: Rab GDP-dissociation inhibitor activity.